AUGCUGCCACCAGUCUCGUAUGCGAUCGGUGUUUGGGAACCGCAACGGUAUUUCUGGCUAUUCAUCAUGUUUUUGCAUUGCCCUCCGAGAAUCUUCUUCCUCAUAUUAUAUCGAAGGGCUUUUCGUAACGCUGCCCCCAAAUCUGCAUGCUAUCGUCGAGUGAUAUAUUUCUACACGAAAACAAUGUGGUCCGAGCUGGUUGGCCUGAUCGCCGUAAGCGUCCUUGACAUCAAAUGCAAUUUCGUAAUUCAUGCGAUCGCCUACGCACUAUGGAUAAUCUCGUUCAACUUCAACAUGCUCUUCAACACCACUCUUCAUCACUACGGAGGCAUUCGAGAAACAUCGCAGAAGUACGAGGUGAUCUGGCGAAUCAAGGUGGUCAUGUUCGUGAGCGGUCUAAUUCUGUCUCUUUCCACAGCCGUCUCCUAUCCGCUCUUCCUUGCCUACUGCAUCAAAGAAGGUUUGUUGGAUACUUUUACGAAGAGUCUACAUCUUAGUAGCUACAAUGAAUCAGGAAUAAUGAGAUUGACCUCUGAAAGCCUAGUUUGGUAA
Molecule: messenger RNA, 552 nt
Organism: Ostertagia ostertagi
Lineage: Eukaryota; Metazoa; Nematoda; Chromadorea; Rhabditida; Trichostrongylidae
Source: the annotation of a GenBank genome assembly